AUGCCAGGCGUCGUGGAAACGCCCGCCGGGCCGGCCUGGUCAGGGCUGGGAUUCACGGUCGCGCACCAGAAGGUUGAGCUGGAGAUUGACUUUAUGAGCAAGAGUUUGAGAGGGAAGACGGAAAUCACGAUUCAUCCGCACUACAGGGAGCUCAAGGUGAUUCGUCUGAACUUUCGCCAGGGCGAGUUGAAGCGGUUGAAUGUCAACGGAAAAGCUCCCUCGAUCAAAUAUGCCGACCCUUACGAAUCGUUACAUCUAUACGGACCUCACUACCAUUCGCGACUGUCUACGAAGAUUGAUGGCCUGAUGAAAAACCAGCCGGAAGGCGACCUGCUGAUCACGCUGCCAAAGAGCGUUCGGAUUGAAGAACUUGAUCCGUUUUCACUCGAGGCGCAGGAUCAAAUGGCGCUCCGUGCUACUGAUAUUCCCGAAGAGUCUGACGGACCGUUAAGCUCCAGAGCUCCCGAAACCUCUCUCCCUCGAUUCUCGGCGUUGACCGUUUAUGCGGAAUUUACGAUCGAUAAUAUUCGAGAUGGACUACAAUUUGUCGGGGUGGAUGGUGGCGACAGACGUUAUCCACAUGCAUAUACAACGAACAGACUGGGCUAUGGUUUUGGCUGUCCUCUCUUCCCUUGUGUCGAUGAUUCAUUGUCCCGCUGUACCUGGGAACUGUCGAUCAAAUGCCCGUGUACGCUUGGUGACAUGUUUGAUCGGAAAGCGCGAGAUCAGCCGAAUAGUACUGCAUCGGGUCGCUCCAAAACAUCUUCUGGCAGAAGCCGUUACGUUUCGUCUGAUGACGAGACGCUCGACCUGACUGUUGUGUGCUCUGGAGACAUGACAGAUGAGAUUGUUGACCCGAGAGACCCCAGCAAAAAGACAGUCUCCUUUGCCUGCGCCUACCCUCUUUCUGCCCAACAAUUAGGAUUUGCUGUUGGCCCCUUUGAAUAUGUCAACCUGACCGAUUUCCGUGAAAGCGAUCAAGACGAGCAACUUGGUCGAAACGCUAUUCCCGUACAUGGCUUUUGUCUUCCCGGACGUGCAGGCGAGACCAGGAACACGUGCUUUCCCAUGGCCAAGGCCAUCGAUUUUUUCUCACUGAGCUAUGGUUCUUAUCCGUUUUCUAGCUAUAAGAUCUGCUUUGUUGAUGACCUUCUGGAGAGUACUUUACCCACGGCUUGCCUGUCAAUCUGCAGUAACCACUUGCUCUUCCCAGAGGAAAUAAUCGACCCAAUGUACGAGUCGACGCGGAAACUCACUUCUGCCUUGGCAUCACAAUGGGUCGGCGUCAACAUCGUUCCUAAGGAGCCCGCAGACACUUGGGUGACAGUUGGGGUGGCGUGGUAUAUUACAGACACUUUCAUGCGCAAGUUGUGCGGGAAUAACGAGCACCGUUUUCGCAUGAAGCAAAUGUCAGAUCGAGUGUGCGACCUCGACUAUGAGCGCCCUUCAAUUUAUGAUAUGGGAAACAUCCUGAAGCUUGACCCUUCCGAAAUGGAAUUUGUCGCUCUCAAAGCCCCCUUGGUUCUAUUCAUCCUUGAUCGACGACUUACAAAAGCCAGUGGAAAGGCGACGAUGUCCCGGAUUAUCUCGCGCCUCUUCCUGAAUGCCAGGAUGGGCGAACUGCCCAACGGAGCGGUUACAAGUUCGUUUUUUCAGAAGACAUGCGAACGAUUAGGUCAUGCUAAACUGGACACCUUCUUUCAACAAUGGGUCUAUGGAGCCGGAUGCCCGCGAUUCCAAGCCACACAAAGGUUCAAUAAAAAGAAAUUGGUGGUGGAGAUGAUGAUCAGACAAGUGCAAUCUGAACAGCCCACCACCCGUGACCUUGAACGAGACUCUUUUAUGCGCGACGUCAAAGAAGAAAUCCAUGGGGUAUACGCCGGGGUUGUGCAACCCGUUUUUACGGGCUCAAUGACCAUUCGAAUCCACGAAGCUGACGGUACUCCCUAUGAACACAUUGUAGAGAUCAAGGAGGGUGUGACCAAAUUUGACAUUCCUUACAACACAAAGUACAAGCGACUAAAGAGGAAUAAGAGGCAGAAAGAGCGCGCUGCUGUGGCCACCGGCGCCGAUGGAAACCCAGAGAAUCAGGAAGACACACUGCUCUACUGUCUUGGUGACGUGUUGCAAACCGAAGAUGAGAUCCAGGAUUGGAAGCUUGCCGAUUGGAGCAAAGAGGAUGAAGAACGGAUGGGACAAGAAUCAUACGAAUGGAUCCGCAUGGAUGCCGAUUUUGAAUGGAUAUGCAAACUGUCUCUUGUCAUGCCGGGGUAUAUGUACCUCUCCCAGCUACAACAAGAUCGAGAUGUUGUAGCACAGCUGGAGUCCUUGCAGUACAUGGCAGCACAACGAGAACAUCCGUUGAUAUCCACAAUUUUUGUGAGGACAUUAAUGGAUCGGAGGUAUUUCCAUGGAAUCCGAACCACGGCCGCGCGAGCGUUGAUCAAACAUGCGAAGGAGGAGAUCAACUGGUUGGGACUGCACCAUCUCGAAAGGGCCUUCCAGGAACUUUUCUGCAUCCCGGGGUCACCCAUGACUCGGUCUAAUGAUUUUACUGAUCGUGCGGCGUAUAUGCUCCAGCUUGUCAUCCCCGAAGUUAUUUCCAAGGUACGAGAUAAUAGCGGGAAGACCCCUAUGAGGGUGAAGCGUUUUCUUUAUGACAAGCUCAAAUUCAACGACAAUUCGAAUAACGAGUACUCGGACAAUUUUUACGUGGCUACGCUGAUGGAGUCACUAUGCGAUGCGCUACUCGGGAGAACCGAAAGUCGCACCGAUGACAUUUCCGACUUCAGUAUGGAGGCCGUUCUCGAAUUUCAGGCGGAGGAGCAACUAGAGAAAGAUGCAAUCGCCGAAAUCGAUCGGUACCGACGGAUGGAUGAGUGGUCGAGCUCGUUCCAAAAUCUCUAUACGCGUGCUGCCUUGCGCUGCCAGCGACGGCUGAUGGACGCGAAGAUGAUGGAGAAUGAUAUCAUGCAAUUCUUGCCUUAUACAAGGAUGGGAACCUACGAUCUCCUUCGUUUAGACGCUUUCGAAUGUCUCAUCGAAUUCGACAUCUUCAAGGUCCCAGAAGUCUUGCGGUGGUUCAUCUUUACUAUGUCUACAGACCCGUCGACGUGGCUCAGACGACAACUGCACAUCUUGUUCGGCAGAGCUCUGGCUCCUGUUGCGUUCGGCGAGGGAACUACUGAUCAAACAACCGCCCAGCAAGGUGGCUUGAUCAUUGAGCAAGAGUCCAGCACAGAAGUCCGUCAAGCCGACCUCGCUCGAAGACAGACCGUCACUGGAGCUCUCGAUGCCCUUAAAAAAGAGCUUGCCGGCAAUGUCACCCUCAAGGAAUCGCUUUGGGCUGCAUGCAACUCACCAUCAGUCGGUCUAUUAGAGCUAUCAGAACUCACCGACCUUUGCAAAGUCUUGUAUGCCGCUAUCGUGUCGGUCCAGGUCGCUCUGAAAUACCCACGUUACUGGAAAGUCCGUCAUACGGGCAAGGGCAAAUUGCAUUUCUACAGAUCGGACCGCAUCCGAACGACUCUGACACCUGGGAAAGAUUCCACAGUCGCCAGCACGAAGCGGAAACGGGACGAGCAGGGAAUGCCGCCUCCAGCGCCGAGAAUCACUUUCAAGCAGUCCAAACUCGGGCCGAGCACACCUUCCACACCUAUCCAUGCACCGCCGCAACACCACAUCACCAAACUCCAUAUUCCAAACUUCCCAAGCCCAUCUCAACCAACUCCACGGGCAUCGAAUACACCAUCGACUCCUGCUACUCCGGGUGGAGGCCUUAAAUUAAAACUGAAAUUCGGACAGAAACCAACCUGA
Penicilliopsis zonata CBS 506.65 is the source of this 3816-nucleotide messenger RNA. RefSeq lists its product as hypothetical. The coding region runs from base 1 to 3816 and encodes 1271 amino acids. Gene Ontology annotation, molecular function: RNA polymerase II general transcription initiation factor activity; transcription cis-regulatory region binding; chromatin binding. The transcript is spliced from 4 exons. Gene Ontology annotation, biological process: transcription initiation at RNA polymerase II promoter. NCBI's taxonomy places the organism in Eukaryota, Fungi, Ascomycota, Eurotiomycetes, Eurotiales, Aspergillaceae. Gene Ontology annotation, cellular component: transcription factor TFIID complex. The record is from RefSeq and is a predicted model, not a curated record.